Messenger RNA from Monosiga brevicollis MX1, 507 nucleotides. RefSeq lists its product as uncharacterized. The transcript has 2 exons. Lineage: Eukaryota; Choanoflagellata; Craspedida; Salpingoecidae. The record is from RefSeq and is a predicted model, not a curated record. The coding region runs from base 1 to 507 and encodes 168 amino acids.
AUGGCGGCCAGAGCUGGGGCGUGGGUGGCGCUGGUUCGAUGGCCCGCCCGCUUGGCUUCUCGCAAAAACUACACGGGGUACGCCAAAAGCCACAAUCUUGGUGUGAGAACAGCGGGGGCACAGCGCGGAGGAGGCAGAGGCGCGGCGGAGGAGGAGGCGGCGGAGGCGGAGGAGACGAAAGAGGUAGCAAGGGGUUGGAGAGCAGCGCAAGGGGGCAGCGCAGACAAGGGGAUCUACCUCAUCAUCAUCUGCACCACCACUCCCCCGAAGAGAGAAGAGAGAGAGAGAGAGGAAAAAUUUAAUAAUAGAGAGAGAGAGAGAGAGAGAGAGAGAGAGAGAGAGAGAGAGAGAGAGAGAGAGAGAGAGAGAGAGAGAGAGAGAGAGAGAGAGAGAGAGGAAAAGUUGAGAGAAGAGAGGGAAAACGUGAGAGAAGAGAGAGGAAAAGGUGAGAGAGAGAGAGGAAAGUUGAGAGAAGAGGGAGAGAGGGAGAGAGAGAGAGAAAGUUGA